AUGGUUAUUUCAAAAUUAUUAUUAUAUAUAACUACACUUUAUUAUAAUAUUUUAUCUUUAUUUGAGGGUAAAAGGGAUAUGAAAAUAUUAAUGAUAGGUCUUGAUGCAGCAGGGAAAACUAGUUUAUUAUAUAGAUUAAAAUUUGGUGAAAAUAUAAAAGUAAUUCCAACAAUAGGGUAUAAUGUUGAAACAGUUGAUUAUAAAAAUUUACAUAUGGAUGUAAUGGAUAUUUGUGGCCAAAGUCGUUUACGUUCAUUAUGGAGCCACUACUAUGAACCAAGUGAAGAUAGUGCAAUAAUAUUCGUAGUUGAUAGUUGCGAUCGAGAAAGAAUGGUGGAUGUUAAAGAGGAACUAACCGAUCUAUGUGAACAUGAAAAAUUAAAAAACUCUCAACUUUUAAUAUUUGCUAAUAAACAAGAUAAAGAAGGUGCUCUAACUUCAAGAGAAGUAACAGAUAUUUUAGAUUUAUAUUCUAUUCAAAAUAGGAAAUGGUUUGUUCAACCAUGUUCUGCGACAACUGGAAAUGGGAUAUUUGAAGGUUUUGAUUGGAUUUCUUCAUCAAUAGGGGAUGUUGACUCUGAAGUUUUCAAAUAA
This is a messenger RNA of Dictyostelium discoideum AX4, 594 nucleotides long. RefSeq names its product ADP-ribosylation factor-related (gene arrE). The record is from RefSeq and is a predicted model, not a curated record. The transcript is spliced from 2 exons. Lineage: Eukaryota; Evosea; Eumycetozoa; Dictyosteliales; Dictyosteliaceae. Bases 1 to 594 code for a protein of 197 amino acids. Gene Ontology annotation, molecular function: GTPase activity; GTP binding.